UGUCGGUGCCUACAGAUGAUGCUGAUGGAGACAGGGGGAAGCGGCCUCGCCGUGAAUCCCGUCCGGACGGCGGAGGCGCUGGAUUAUUUGAGGCGCAGCUGAAGACUUUGGGGGGGAAAAAUAGCAACAACAGCUUCCAAGAGUUUCUGAUGGGGACAGAGAAACGCGCACAUCUGGCCCACGAACAGAUACUCCACGGCGGAGAGGCGCGGGGGAGCGGCGGGCUGUGUCGCUCAGGUCGCGGGGUUGCUCGGUUUGGCAGAGCGAUGGUUUAGGGGGAAGACAUCCACAAUACUCGGGGUGAACAUCAGCAUCGCCGUGGAUUUGAUCGCUAGAGACGGGUGAAGGAAUACCUUUAAAAGGGUGGAGCUGCGGUUUGUUUAAUAAAUGAUGAGGGAUCCCGAUCAUCGCUUCUUCCACUUGUGAGAGGUUGAUGUCCGUGUCUCUGAUCGUCAGCAUCCUUGUUGUGUUGUGAUAUUUCACCGGACCCGCUGUUAGGGAGGAUGGCUUCAGGCGGGCGCGGGACCACCGCAGGCAUUUACGCACGGCGCCCUGACUCUCCAUGUUUAUGCAAUCCGACGCAGUGUUGCCAGUGGGCUGAUCUGAUCCUGCUCUGCCGUCUCCAUAUGAUGUGAUAUGAUCCCCACAAGCGCCAGGCCCCAAUGUUUCUGUGAAAUAUGCCCAGGCCUCGUGUUCCAGUGAGGGUGCUUUCAUCGCACAGGCUCCGGGCCAUGCGCUAAACGGAGAGACGAAGGGGGGGAUCUCUGGGUUUUUACGCUGUUAUAAUUGGGGGGGACACCAUCUGAGGGACCAUGUCGAAAGUUGUGACCAACAAGGAGAAGAAAUCCUUCAGCAAGAAGCUGUUCCGGAGGAGCUCGGUGCGCUCCGUGGGCAGCUUCAUGAACAGAGUCCUCCGGACCCUGUCCACUCUGUCCCACUUCAGCACCGACGAGCAGGCCGCCGAGGACGAGAAGGACGACGCGACCCUCCUCCCGAGCACCACCGGGGGGUCGCUGCCGUCCGACGACAGCGACUGCGGGGGAUUCCCCUUCGGUGACAAGGUGCCAGGGGUGGCCGGGCUCAAGAACCACGGCAACACCUGCUUCAUGAACGCGAUCCUCCAGUGCCUGAGCAACACGGAGCUGUUCGCAGAGUACCUGGCGCUGGAGCAGUUCAAAGGUGCGGAGACGAGCAGCAACAGCGGCGAGAAGGCCAAGUCCAACGGGGUGCUGGUGCUGAGGAGGGCCGGCCAGCAGCAGCACGAGUCCGGGGAGGUGACGGAGCAGCUGUCCGGCUUGGUGCGGGCGCUCUGGACCUUUGAGUACACACCUCAGCACAGCAGAGACUUCAAGAAUGUUGUGUCCAAGAGUGCCCUUCAGUUCAGAGGUAACUCCCAGCACGACGCCCAGGAAUUCCUCCUUUGGUUGCUGGACAGAGUUCACGAAGACCUCAACCAUAUAGUCCACCCUGACAUCAGACCUCCCCGGAAGCCUCCAGUAGAAGAAGAAAAUCCCCCUGAAGGAUCUCCACUACCAGCACCUGGCUCUUUUGUACAGGAGUUGUUUCAGGCACAAUACAGGUCGUCCCUGACCUGCCCUCACUGCCAGAAACAGAGCAACACCUUCGAUCCUUUCCUCUGCAUCUCACUGCCAAUCCCGGUACCUCACACACGGCCGCUGUAUGUGACAGUGGUGUACCAAGGAAAGUGCUCCCACUGUAUGAGAGUUGGGGUGGCGGUGCCGCUCUCCGGUACCGUGUCCAGGCUGAGACAAGCUGUGGCCCAAGAGACCAAAAUCCCAGCGCAACAGAUCGCCCUCACUGAAAUGUACUUUGACGGCUUUCAUCGCUCCUUCUGUGAUGAUGACGACGACCUCGAGAUCAUUCAGGAGAGCGACUCCAUCUUUGCCUUUGAGACACCUGAGCUGUUCAGACCGGAGCAGAUCCGUUCCAAGCGAAGCGGGAGUCCACAUGCAAAUCUCAACCAGAACAACUUGAAGUACAGCACAGACAACAACAGGAUUCCCACGCAAAUACAAGAGCCGACGACACCACCGGCGAGUCCUAAUAAGAACAGCGGGCAGGCUGAGAAGAUCGUCCUGCUGGUGUGUAAUAGAGCCUGCGCUGGACAGCAAGGACGCAGGUUUGGUAAUCCAUUCAUUCUGUAUUUGGAGCGAACAGUGACCUGGGACGUUCUUCAGAAAGAGAUCCUGGAGAAGAUGCGUCACAUUUUGCGCCCUGGAGCCUUUGUGCAGGUAGGGCCCUUCACGUUACGUGUGGUGGGCGUGGUUGGAAUCACGUAUCUCUUGCCUCAGGAGGAACAGCCACUCUGCCAUCCCUCUGUGGAGAGGGCGUACAAGUCCAGCGGUCCUGGAGGACCACCUCAUGUCAAAAUUGUGGUUGAAUGGGACAAGGAGACAAAAGACUAUCUCUUCAAAAGAACUGAGGACGAAUACAUCCCAGAUGCUGAAAGUGUGCGUCAGGUGAAAGAGCAGCACCUGCAGCCUCAGACGUGCUCGCUCGCCCAGUGCUUUCAACUCUACACCAAAGAGGAACAGCUGGCUCCGGAUGACGCAUGGCGUUGUCCACACUGUAAGCAGCUUCAGCAGGGCAGCAUCAAGCUCAGUCUUUGGACCCUGCCAGACAUCCUCAUACUCCACCUGAAGCGCUUCAGACAGGAUGCAGAUCGACGGAUGAAGAUGCAGAACAUGGUGAAGUUCCCGCUCACCGGUAUGGACAUGGCACCGCACAUGGUAAAGAGGAGCCAGAGCAGCUGGAGUCUCCCCUCCCACUGGUCACCAUGGAGACGGCCCUAUGGGAUGGGCCGUGAUCCGGAGGACUACCUCUAUGACCUGUACGCGGUGUGUAACCACCACGGAACCAUGCAGGGAGGUCAUUACACAGCCCACUGUAAGAACUCCAUUGACGGACAGUGGUACUGCUUUGAUGAUAGUGAUGUUCAUCCUAUGUCUGAAGAUGAGGUCUGCAAGCAGACUGCUUACAUCUUGUUUUAUCAAAGACGAGCCACUAUUCCAUCCUGGUCUGCCAACAGCUCUGUGGGAGGUUCCACCAGUUCUUCUUUGUGUGAGCACUGGAUUAGUCGGCUGAUGGGCAGCCGUCCACCCAGCCAAGCCUCAUCUGGUUCCUCCAGACGUACCUCAUUGGCCUCCCUCUCUGAGUCCGCUGAGUUUGCUGCUGAACGGAGCGAGGACGAUGCAGGCCUAUCGAGCCGCCCAGCGGUGAGAGGCAUGCAAAGACAAACCUUCUCCUCGAGAUCUUCCAUCGCCAGUCCUUUGGUUCUCAGUGAAAAUGGCACUAAACCAUCCUGGUCCCACUCUGCUAAGCUCCAGCUCCGUUCCAACUCUCCCUCUCGCUUCUCCCUGGAAUCCCACUCUUCCUCCCCGACUCUGGAGAGAAUAGGAGAGGUUGUUGAUAACCAGCUGGCAACCCCCUGCUUCACUGGGUCGCCUAAGCCAGACAGACUGUCAGGGUGUAAGUUGGCCCUUGCAGCUUCGGAUAGUAAUCCUGGCAGUAAAAGGCUGAUAGAGCAGCUUCACUCCAAGGCUGUGGCGCAAGCGGAGCAAAGGAGCUCUAUCCAGGCUGGGGAUAACAACAACAUAGUCACUCCUGCUGAGCAAGUUAGUCCUCGACAUGGGGCAGCUGCUAAAGAGCAGAAACAAAGAAACGGGGCUGCAGAUAGCACAGGUGUUAAAAGGACCUCAGCAAAGACUGGGUUAGAGAGUGAAAGGAGUCCCAAGAAGCGUCCUACCACCUCCUCAACUUCGUCCAGCUCCCUCUCUCCUGCGUCCCCAGCCAUUGACAAGUCACCGUCUCGAACACAGACAAAGGGUGCAGCAUCAGCAUCAAACCCCAAGGACAAGUGUGAUGGACCUCCUAAAACUAGCAAGGCUGGUUCCUCGAAAACAGCAACGCCUUCCAAAAAAGGGUCCCCUCAAACCUCAGAGGCAUUACAUCCAGACUCUGCCCAACAGAGGAAGAGUGGUCCUCCAGGAGCACAAAUCUCACAUCCUCAGAGAAAGGCAUCACCUAGAGGUGGAGGCGAGAAAAGCUCAGCCUCUGGAAGGACUAGAGCAGCAGAAAGGAGUGCAAGCCGUGAUUCCUCAGGGGCCAAUGUGGUUUCGGAGAGAAAGGUCAGCCAGGGAGGACCUCCCUCCAGGUCAAGUGCUGCUAGUAGAGCAGAGGGCAGGCCGGGUCGGGCUUCGGAGAACAGGGAGGUGGCCCGUAACUCUAGCAGUAGCUCCUCCGUGACUAGUCUCCGAUCUUCGAGCGUUGGCGUCUCGUCUUCGAGUGCAGCACCACCAUCAAGGGGACCUCGUAGGAACAGUAAGACGGAGGACAAAGGUUUGUCCUUCUUCAAAACUGCUCUGAGGCCCAAAGAGACCCGUAAGUCAGCUGAUGGUGGAAAAUCAGGGACGGGGGAAGCUAAAGGAAGUCCAGAGGAUAGUGCUGGGGAUGCAGCUAAGGAAGGAAGCCAGAAAUCAGCAAGCAGGAAAACCCAGAGUGGGGCUUGAGAAGCCCAGACUAACGUGACCACAGCCAAAGACAAAGAAUCCUCGAAGGCAUCUGCUGCAGCCAAGCAUUCACUGCUGCCCUCCACAAAGUCCAAGCUUUCUGGAGUGGAAACGACAACCCAGUCCUCCGCCAAUGCAAAGGACCUUUCAAAGAAGGAGCCUGCUAAAAAGACAAUGCAGUCCAGGAAGAUCCCCAUCAACUCUACACAAUCCAGCCAGAGGUCCAAGUGAUAAUAUGUCGAAGACUCGAUAACAAUUUCUCAAGUGCAGCUCCGAGGUGCUUUAACCAUCAAACUAGACCUAAGUGUCUGACCAACAUCUUUAAAGCACCUGUAGCUUUUCAGUGGUUACUGAAUACCAGCUGCCAUACUGGACGCUUACUGUCCACAUUGUUAAAUAGCUAUUUAGGAAUGGAUUUUAACAAAGCACUUUGUAUGGAUUGCAUUGAUUUUGAGGGAUAUUCUACUGUAUUGUAAAUAAGCAUGGACUCCACAUGUAUUGAAAUGAUUGCCUUGUUCUGUCCGUAGCAUAGUUGGGAGACGUACAUCUCAGUAGGGGGUGAAAAUAAAGGUGACUUUGCACAAGAUGGAAAGCAAAUAUACUGUAAAUGGUGGAGAGAUACUUUUGAGAUCUAUCAAACAUGGACCACUCAGUCACCAAAGGACGUUUACUGGCAAUUUUUAACAUGCGGAUGCAGUGAAAUGCUGAAUUAUUUCCCAAAAAACGUACAGCUCUCUUUCAAUAUCGAGAGUCAUAUGUCGACAACAAACAUCAGUGCCUCAGAUAAUCAUAGUGAAGUAUUUAAUCUAAAUUCUAUAACUGCAGGUGUUGGACGAUUUAUAAUUCAAUUUUAAUAUUUACUAAGCACUGAAAAUGUAAUUUCAAGUAAAACACAAUUUAGCCUAUUUAACCUGAACUGCUGUUUACAUAUGCUCCUCAGUGUAGAAUUUGUGCAACAGCCUUUAAGGAGAAGAGGAAGGAGUCUGUCACGGAGGUGCAGGAAUGAAGCAUGUGUCGUUGGUGUUAAUUGUCUGGAGACCUUGGUUUUGUAAUGAUUCUUAAAUGUUUUGUGUUUGAUUUAGCAGUGAUAACCUGUUGCCCCCACUUCCCCACCCCCCAUCCCCAGAUGACCUCCCCCACCAGUCACCACUUCUGCCCUCCAGCUGCUGAUGCCAACACGUUCCUGCGGUGCCCAUGUUCCUCAUGGGGAGCAGCAUCUUCAGACUGCCAGACAUCUCCAAACAUUCCUCUCAGAUGAACACAGGGUUUAUGUAAGAACAAAAACAACAACAAAAAAAGCCACGACACGCUAAGACGACAUAUUCAAACACAGCUGGGUUUGCCUUCGUUGAACACCAUACAUGUAGGUAGAGCUUUUAUGGUGCGUUUGAGUCAGCCCCCUCCCCAGUUCUCUGUCUUUCACGUGUGACAUUGCAGCUUGUGCACAUUUCUACCUUGCAUUGAACGCAUAGAUUAACACUAAAUGCACUGAGAAAAAAAAGAAAACCCCCAUCACGAAGUAUACGACAGUUUUUGCAUGAUAAAAUUGCUUAUGCAUGCACUUAACUAUGCAAGCAGAUUCUUGCUGAUGCCCACACUGAGUAUGUAGACGUGCUACUCUUGGAUGUGUAUAUAUUUCUAACUGUAUAUUUUUCCAAAUGCCAGCAUCGGAGAGCAUGUUGAGGCAUACUUUAUUAAAGCUUUGUUUGCACAUUUCUUCAAAACGUAAUAUACAUUUUUGUAUGAAUGAUAAGUAUUGCUCAUUCACCCUCUCAAAGUAAAUCAACGCAUUUGCAAAGUAAUGUUUUCUGUAUUGUGUUAAUUCAUCUCAUGUUUUUACCUCACAACUUUUAACAGGUUUUAAAAGGCAAUUUUUUAAAAUGGUUCUUGCUGCAAUUUAACGACUUGUGGUGUAACUUUAAUUUCCCGUCUUUAAGAGCUGGGAAACUAAA
Messenger RNA from Paralichthys olivaceus (Japanese flounder), 6481 nucleotides. Its product is annotated as ubiquitin carboxyl-terminal hydrolase 31-like. Lineage: Eukaryota; Metazoa; Chordata; Actinopteri; Pleuronectiformes; Paralichthyidae. Gene Ontology annotation, molecular function: cysteine-type deubiquitinase activity. Gene Ontology annotation, biological process: protein deubiquitination. The record is from RefSeq and is a predicted model, not a curated record.